AGGAAGAUUUUCCUGCGCAGGAAACAUGGCGACGGCGCCUGAAACACCGCCUGAUAUUACUGCUCGUCCAGGUGAUCCAGUGAUGCGGAUUCUCCUGGUGGGCAGGAAGGGUUCUGGGAAAAGCUCAUCCGGAAACACCAUACUGGGAGAAAAGAAGUUUAAAGUCUACAAACAAAACAAGAAACAUGAGUCUGAAAUUGGUGAGGGUCAAACACAGAUCGGAGAGACACAUGUUCAUCUGCUGGACUGUCCAGAUAUGCUGGAUCCAGAUGUGGAUGAAGAGAAACUGCAGAAACUGGAGGAGCAGCUGCUGUCUGCAUGUUCAGCAGGUCUCAGUUCAGUUCUGCUCACCGUUCCUCUGGAGGAACCACUGCAAAAUGAAGAGGAGAUGCUGGAGUAUAUGAAACAUCUGUUUGGUCCUGAAGUGCAGAAGUACAUCAUGAUCCUGUUCACACAUGAAGAUGAGCUGGAGGAUCUGAAUGAACCAAUGAGCAUUGAGCAAUAUCUCCAAAAUCACGCAGAUCUCCAGAGACUGGUGACUGAAUGUGGAGGAAGAUUUCACAGUUUUGAUAACAAGAGUAAAUCAGGAGAUCAGGUGAAAGAUCUGCUGCAGAAGAUUGAGGGAACGGUGGAGGUGAACGGAGGGAAGUUUAUGAUGGAGCACAUGAGGAGGACCGACAGCAAGGACACGAUUGCUAAUUUUUCAGGAACAAGUUCAGCUGGAGAGGAGUCAUAUGAGCAGCAGGUUCCUGAGGAUCAGAUCAGGCUGGUUCUACUGGGAAAAACUGGAGUGGGGAAAAGUGCCACAGCAAACACCAUCAUCGGCCGAAACCAGUUUGACUCUUCCACCAGUUCAAGCUCUCUGACCAAACUGUGCCAGUCAGAAACUACAGUGAGGAAUGGAAAACAGAUCUCCGUCAUUGACACUCCUGGACUCUAUGACACUGAACUGAGUGAAAAGGAGAUCAUUACAGAAAUAGCCAAAUGCAUAACUUACGCUUCUCCUGGUCCACACGCUUUCAUUAUUGUGAUUAAAGUGGGCAGAUUCACUGAAGAAGAGAAAAACACAAUACAGCAGCUGAAAGAGGUGUUUGGAGAACAGAUGGAGAAAUACUCCAUGAUCAUCUUCACUCAUAAAGAUCAGCUAGAGAAGGAGAAGAAAACCAUUGAGCAGUUCCUAGAGAAAGGUGAUCCUGAUCUUAAAGGACUUGUGGAGAGUUGUGGAAGACGGUUUCUCUGUUUGGACAAUAAAUCUGCCAGUUUCCCCCAGUUUAAAGAUCUGAUUGGUAAAGUAGAGGAGAUGGUGGAGGAAAAUGGAGGAGCACACUUCUCCAGUGACAUGUUUAACGAAACCGAGAAACACAUUCAGGAGAUUCAGAAGCAGAAACUGGAGGAGAAAGUCAAGCAGUUCAAGCAGGAGCACACAGAGGUCACUCAGACAGAAUGGCAGAAAAUCUACUGGCGUUUAGUGGAGGAGUCUCAACAAGAGGCUAAGGAGUCUUUUAUUGAAAAACUGUGUGAGAUGUACAUAACAAUACCAUUUUUAUAUGCACUACAGUCUGAGGAGGAGAUAAGUGCCAUUGCGGAGGCUGAGAGCAAAGGAAUCAGUCGUAUGAAGGCUGCUAGACUCGCAUUUAGAGCUACACAAAAACUAUCAAAACAGAAGAUGUGCCUAAUUCAGUAACUGAUUCCGUAAUGAUCAGAGAUCGUAACGGCGUUAUAAAUCCAUCGCAUUACUAAUGAAAUAACUUUUUCAGUAUUGAGUACUUAAAUAAAUGAUUGUUUCCCCCAUUAUAAUGCCAUUACUGACAAUACAAUGUGGCACUCGAUAAUUGAUACACAAUUUACAUUUGAGCUCACAGAAGACGUUUUCUCCUGACUCUGUUGCCCUGCUCUGGUGAAGAUGAUUGCAUACCACAUCGCAUACCAUAUGAUUUGACAACUGCAUAUCUAAUAAUGAUUGGCAUGUGUGUGUGUAGGGCUGUGACAACCACAUAACUGAUGAUGAUUGGCGUGUGUGUGUGUGUGUAGGGGUUGGAGAACCACAUAACUGAUGAUGAUUGGCAUGUGUGUGUAGGGGCAGGACCACCACGUAACUAAUAAUGACUGGCAUGUGUUUGGAGGGGUGGGACCACCACAUGACUAAUGAUGAUUGGUGUGUCUUUAGGGGUGGGACAACCACAUAACUGAUAAUGAUUGACGUGUGUGUGUAGGGGCGGGACAACCACAUAACUGAUGAUGAUUGGGGUGUGUGUAGGGGUCGGAGAACCACAUAACUGAUGAUGAUUGGCGUGUGUGUAGGGGCUGGACAACCACAUAACUGAUGUUGAUUGGCGUGUUUGUAGGGGUCGGAGAACCACAUAACUGAUGAUGAUUGGGGCGUGAGUGUAGGGGUCAGAGAACCACAUAACUGAUAAUGAUUGACGUGUGUGUAGGGGCGGGACAACCACAUAACUGAUGAUGAUUGGGGUGUGUGUAGGGGUCGGAGAACCACAUAACUGAUGAUGAUUGGGGCGUGUGUGUGUAGGGGUCGGAGAACCACAAAACUGAUGAUGAUUGGGGCGUGUCUGUGUAGGGGUCGGAGAACCACAAAACUGAUGAUGAUUGGUGGUGUGUGUAAGGGUGGGACCACCACGAAACCAAUAAUGACGGGCAUGUAUGUGUGUAGGGGCGGGACAAUUACAUAACUAUUAGUGACUGGUAUGUGUUUGGAGGGGUGGGACAACUACGUAACUGAUGAUGAUUGGUGUGUAUGUAGGGGCGGGACAACCACAUAACUAAUAAUGACUGGUGUGUGUGUGUGUAGGGGCAAGACAGCUACAUAACUGAUGAUGAUUGGUAUGUGUGUGUGUAGGGGCGGGACAACCACAUAACUAAUAUUGACUGGCGUGUGUGUGUGUGUGUGUGUGUGUGUGUAUAGGGGUGAGGCAGCCACAUAAUUAUUAAUGACUGGAGUGUGUGUGUGCAGGGGCGUGGCAACUACAUAACUGAUGAAGAUGAAUGCUGUGUGUGUAUGUGUGUGUGUGUGUGUGUGUGUGUGUGUGUGUAGGGGUGAGGCAGCCACAUAAUUAUUAAUGACUGGAGUGUGUGUGUGCAGGGGCGUGGCAACUACAUAACUGAUGAAGAUGAAUGCUGUGUGUGUAUGUGUGUGUGUGUGUGUGUGUGUGUGUGUGUGUGUGUGUGUGUGUGUGUAUAGGGGCAGGACAUCCACAUAACUGAUGAUGAUUGAUGUUUGUGUGUGUGUUUGUGUGCGGGGGGAGGGGGGUGUGUGGGGUCAUGACAGGCAUGUGAGUGUGUGGGUCAACUACAUAUCUGAUCAUGAUUGGUGUGUGUAGGGGUGUGACAACAACAUAACUGAUCAUGGUUGAUUAAAAACCCAGCUGAUGCUUUCAAAGUGGUUGAUUGAGCCACUGGAUUAAAGUAACUAAAACUAGUACAGUAUUGCUCUAACAUGCGGAAAUAAUUACUAGUCUCUCAUGUAUAUUAUGACAAAGUACUUUUCAACCACAUUUUCAUAUCAUUUGCUUGGCGUGAAUGAAAUUGGGAUCAGUGAGAGAAAGCGUGGACUCAUGCUUAUCAAGGUGGACUCGAAAGUGAUUUACUACAGUUAUACAAAGAUUAAAACUUUAAUGAACAUUACAUUUGUUGAAAGAAACAGGCUGUAAUUUACCAUUUCUUAUGUAAUUGCUAAAUUCUGUGUUUAACCUUGGAAAGAUGUUAUUGUUAUACUUUAUAGGCUAUAAAUAUAACAUUUGCUUUAAUGUGUUUAAUUAGACUAGAAUUGAUUAUAUCAGUAUCCAGAACCAAUAAUAGCAAAGACAAAAGAUACAAAAAGCUAAAUAUAGAUAUUCUACAUUUUAACUGUUAACUAACAUGAGCGCACUCUAUUCUGUUUCUAUUGUAUCUACUAUUUUUCUGUCUAAUAUAAUAAAAAGCACUGCUUUACACUACGCUGGACUAUCUUAGAAUCAUCGCAAUCUACAUGUUGUUUGUUUGUUGAUUGAUUAAUUCUGUCGUCUUCUGUCAGCAUUUGUAAUUCAGUAUGGAUAAAGGCAUCUACUCAAUGAAUAUAUGUAUAAUUAAAUUCAUUGAAAUAUGUUAAGCAUAAAAGAGAUGUAAACAUUGGAAAACUGAA
Molecule: messenger RNA, 4135 nt
Organism: Danio aesculapii
Lineage: Eukaryota; Metazoa; Chordata; Actinopteri; Cypriniformes; Danionidae
Product: GTPase IMAP family member 8-like
Exons: 3
Coding region: 26-1684 (552 amino acids)
Molecular function (GO): GTP binding
Source: RefSeq, a predicted model, not a curated record